This is a messenger RNA of Drosophila yakuba, 7772 nucleotides long. RefSeq names its product cyclic nucleotide-gated cation channel beta-3. The record is from RefSeq and is a predicted model, not a curated record. Gene Ontology annotation, molecular function: cGMP binding; intracellularly cGMP-activated cation channel activity; intracellularly cAMP-activated cation channel activity. Lineage: Eukaryota; Metazoa; Arthropoda; Insecta; Diptera; Drosophilidae. Gene Ontology annotation, cellular component: intracellular cyclic nucleotide activated cation channel complex; plasma membrane. Gene Ontology annotation, biological process: monoatomic cation transmembrane transport. The transcript has 13 exons. Bases 1444 to 5232 code for a protein of 1262 amino acids.
CUUCGUCGCUUCAGUCUGAGCUUGUGCGGUCCUGUGAACACAACGCGGCGGUUUAACGGUACAACGGAACGGUAUAACGGUACUUCGGGUGAAAGCUGGGCGCUAGGUGCCAAAUGUAGGGGAAAAUUGCAUGUGCCAUUAAUGUGAGGAUAUUUGUGUGAGGAUAAAACCACUGGAUUUUCACCACCUCUCCCCCGAAAGUCCAGAAAGCUGCCUUCUGCGGGGCCAGAAAAGUCUUGAAAUUUCUGGCCACGUGUUAUCCGGUGUUCCGUUUCAUUUUUUCUUAAUUUUUGAAAUCAACGUUUGUUAUGCAAAUUAUCGCAACAACAAAGAUGUGGACAUCCAGCGUCCAAUCUCCAAAAAACACAUAAAAAAGAGGAACGAAAACUCUGAAACUGGAAGAGAUACUCAGUUUUCUUUUUUUAUAUUUGGAUGCUGCUCCUGCUGCUGUACACAGACAAUGACAGAAAUUUGUCAUCACACACACACAUAAGAACCGCACGCACAGAGAGCGUAGAACAAAGGCAACGGGAAAAAGAUAAAUAAGCUUAGGAGCAGGGAGUGCGAGCGGGAGAGGAAGUGUGGAAGCAAGGGGGCGAGUGCGUCCUCCGCCCCACUCACUCACGCACUUGACUGAACAUUAAACUCUCUAGUUUUUUGUGCAAAGAUGGAGAUUUUGGACCGUUAUCCUCGCCGGCAGCCGCAUAUCGUCGGCAUCUACGUGUUCCAGCUACACACACAGCUGUAAAAUCCGCAUUCGCAUUCGCAGUCGCAUCCGCCAUUCGCCAUCCGCAAUUUUUGACAGCUGUCAGCGUGAAAGAACGCGUGUGUGCGUGUGUGCUGGCACAGUUAUUUCCACUUGGCGGCAAGGUCAGCGCGACAUGCAAAUUGAAAAGCGCCGCUCGGGCAAAAACAAAGGCCAUAGAAUGCCCACCACCACCAACAACAACGACAUCAGCUACGGAAAGAAAAACGACAACAACAACAAUAAUAGCAAGAACAACAUCAUCUAACGAAAAUGUUUGAGAAAUAUGUCGCCACAUAUGUGCGCGCGUGUGAGCAAGUGAAAUUAAAAUUCCCGCAUGCCUAAUGAAUUCGCCCGCUCGUUCGCCGUCCCUCUCCCACGACAACCGUUAUGCGUGUGUGUGCCAGUGUGUGUGCGUGUGUGUCACUGACUUCGGAAUGACAACAAAAGCUACAACAACAUUAGCAGCUACAACUAAAACAAUGGCUUGCUAAGCUGUCUGAGUGAGUGAAAAAAAGUAUAGAAGAAGAAGAGCAAGAGAACGACCAAGAGAGAAAGAGAGCGAGAGAGAAAGAUAGGUGAAGAAAGGACGAAAGCAAAAGUGAAACUUGCAGCAAAGAAAGGAGGAGUGGCCAGAGCGAAGGACACUGGGUGCUGGGAGCAGAAGGAUCGGCGGCCAAGCGACGACAAUCGUUGGUAUGUCCACAGCCAAAAGGCUGGUGCUCUCGCUACGUGGACGCAAGAAUUCGCAGGGCAACUCGGCGACCUCCUCCACCCGCCUGGUAUCCGCCGGCACCUCGCCCGGCCAUGAGCUGGAUGAAAUAGCCGUGGUCUCGGGCACAGGAUCCAGCAGUCACCACUUCUCCUAUGGCGGCUGCCUUGCCACCGGCGACGCGCCUCUGCCGCGCUACUCAACAGCUGCCACGCCCACUUUGAGGCGUUCAACGGCCAUAGAUGGUGAUGCAGAUGCAGAUGCAGACGCAGAAGCAGAUGGUAAUGACAACGAAAACCAUGUCAAUGGUUAUAGCGAUGAUGAUGACGAUGAUGAACGAUGGCUGAGAGCUCCGAGGGCUCAGAAGGUUCAGAAGGCUCAAACUCAGGCUUAUGCCGCUCACAAUGACAGGCCGCAGACCAAAACAACAGGCGCAAUACGUCAAAACAACAACGGCAGCAACAAGAGCAACAGCAAGAGCAACACCAACUGCAACAGCAACUGCAACAGCAACUGCAACAGCAGCAGCCACUGCAACAACAGCAGCAACAAUUACAAAUCAGCAACAACAUCUCAGUCAAACAUAAACCAUAGAUUAGCGCCGAGGGCUAGCUUUCCGGAGAUAAUGCAGCCACGCCUGUCGCUCAAUGGGCUGCUCAACCCCUCGCUGAUGCCCUCGCCCCGCCCCCUCUAUCGGGAUCACAGCUCGAGGUCAAUCAACCCACUGACCGCCUAUGAGCAGCAGAUGGCCGAGCUGGAUGGCAGCUUCUAUGCGAGCAAUGCCGGCUAUUUGGGUGCCGGAAUGGGCGGCAGUGCCGGCGGUGGCACCACCUGUACAAAUCUCACUGUGGGCGGUGGUUCGUCUGGUGGCGGUGCAUUGGCAGGUGGUGGUGGUACUGCAACCCAAGUGGGUGGCAGUGGCAGUGGACAUGGCGGUGGAGGUGGUGGUGUUGGUGCCGCCAUACACACAACCGAACUCUCAAUUACACCCACAAUGGCCGGCGAUGAGCAGUUCAUCGAUCUGGGGAGCCUGCGUCGCUUCUCGAUCGAUCGCCAGAGCUUUCUCGAUCUAGGACCAAAGUUUGGCAUGACCCAGCCGAAAUUCGGGCAGAGUGUCUCGCAACAAGGUUUCUUCACAUCGCACGACAGCCUGGCCACACCAUGCGCCUCCAGGGCCUCAAACUCGCACAUGGCCACCGUAAGCACUGCCUCAGAAAUGGAUCUUCUGCACAACAAGCAACGCAACAAGUCGCGGGGUCGCCUGAAAACGGCUGCCAGCGGCGAUCAGCCGCUCCUGGGCACAUGGAACCGAUCCACGGGACGCGGCUCGCAGGAUAACACGCUGGCCGGCGGCGGAGCCACCAGUUUGGCCAUGGGCGGCCACAACCAGUACGGUGGCAACUACUGCAACGGCACAGAUCGCUACCCGCGCUCCCGAUCGCAGCAGCAGGGGCACCACAAUGCCGCCCAGCAGGCGCACCACCCCUACCAGCUGCAGCACUCGGCCUCCACGGUGUCGCACCACCCGCACGCACACGGUCCACCCUCGCAGGGUGGCCCUGGUGGACCAGGACCGCCCCACGGCGGCCAUCCGCAUCAUCCGCACCACGGUGGCGGGGGGGGUAGUGGACCAGGCUCUCAUGGUGGACAGCCGCAUCACCAGAAGCCACGGCGAACGGCCUCACAACGGAUUCGAGCCGCAACGGCGGCCAGGAAGCUGCACUUCGUCUUUGAUCCGGCGGGGCGACUGUGCUACUACUGGUCCAUGGUGGUGUCCAUGGCCUUUCUGUACAACUUCUGGGUGAUAAUCUACCGCUUCGCCUUCCAGGAGAUCAAUCGGCGCACGAUCGCCAUCUGGUUCUGUCUGGACUACCUGUCCGACUUUCUGUAUCUGAUCGAUAUACUGUUCCACUUUCGCACCGGAUACCUGGAGGACGGGGUGCUGCAGACGGACGCACUCAAGCUGCGCACCCACUACAUGAACUCGACGAUCUUCUACAUCGACUGCCUGUGCCUGCUGCCGCUGGACUUUCUCUAUCUGUCCAUCGGCUUCAAUUCGAUCCUGCGCAGCUUCCGGCUGGUGAAGAUCUACCGGUUCUGGGCAUUCAUGGAUCGCACCGAGCGGCACACCAACUACCCGAACCUGUUCCGGAGCACAGCCCUCAUCCACUACCUGCUUGUGAUAUUCCAUUGGAACGGCUGUCUCUACCACAUCAUUCACAAGAACAAUGGGUUCGGAUCGCGCAACUGGGUCUACCACGACUCGGAGUCGGCGGACGUGGUCAAGCAGUAUCUGCAGAGCUACUACUGGUGCACCCUGGCCCUGACCACCAUCGGGGAUCUGCCCAAGCCGCGCUCCAAGGGCGAGUACGUCUUUGUUAUCCUCCAGCUCCUCUUUGGCCUGAUGCUCUUCGCCACGGUGCUGGGGCAUGUGGCCAACAUUGUGACGUCAGUGAGUGCAGCGCGCAAGGAGUUUCAAGCCAAGCUGGAUGGCGUGAAGACGUACAUGCGGAUGCGACGUGUGCCGAAUCAUCUGCAGGUGAAGGUCAUCAAAUGGUUCGAUUACCUGUGGCUUACGCAAAAAUGCUCGGACGAGGAGCGCGCCGUGUCCUGUCUUCCUGAUAAAUUAAAGGCUGAAAUAGCAAUUAACGUCCAUUUAGAUACGCUCAAGCGGGUGGAGAUUUUCCAAAACACUGAGGCCGGUUUCCUAUGCGAACUGGUGCUGCGCCUGAGGCCCGUGCUCUUCUCGCCCGGCGACUACAUCUGCAGAAAGGGCGAGGUGGGCAAGGAGAUGUACAUUGUGAACCGAGGACGAUUGCAGGUGGUGGCCGACAAUGGAAAGACGGUGAUGGCCUCCCUGAAGGCUGGUUCCUAUUUUGGCGAGAUUAGUAUACUCAAUAUGGGCACCGCAGGUAAAGAACUUGGCAACCGACGCACAGCCAGCGUUCGCUCAGUGGGAUACAGCGACCUCUUCGUCCUGAGCAAGAAGGACAUGUGGGACGUGCUGAAGGAGUAUCCGGCGGCGCGUGUUCGUCUGGAGUCGAUAGCCGUCAAGCGAUUGGAGAAGUACAAGAAGGCCCCGCUGGAGAAAGUCAAAUACUUUAAUGUAGUUGCCAUGGGCCGUUGCCAAUCGACGCCGGGCCUGGUCGAGAGCUGUGGUCGCACGUCUCUGGAGGAGAUGUGGCUGCCACCGGCGACGGCCGCCGCAUCCUCGCUGUUGCACCACCACCAGGCGCUCCAGCAGCAGCAUCUGGCAUCCCAGCAGCAGCCGCAUCGACAGGAGUCCACACAAACCUCCUCGCAGACACAUGGAUACAGUCCCCGCAGCUAUGCCGAUCGUUUAGUCCGUGCCACGGACUCCCCCAGAUCGGUUAGCCCCAGUGCCCAUGGGUCCGAGGAACGACCACGUAGUCGAACGACUUCGCAUCACUCAAUAAGGCCGCAAUCGCAACCCAGCCACACGGGUCACAUUUGCGACUCCAGUUCGCAGCUGGAGUGCUAUGGAGCAGGUGUGGGCGGUGCUGGUGGUGGAACCACGCCCCUUUUGGGCUCCCACGAAGUUCUCGAGGAUGAGAUCAAGCGGCUGAGGGAACGCCUGCACACAGUGGAAUCGGAGAAUCAGGCCCUGAACACGAAACUCUCGCAGCAGCAAUGGGAUCUGGAGAAUCGACUGGCCGAGAUUGAGAUGCAAAUCUGCGGAGUGUCGUCGACGUCCAGUGUGGAUCCCGAGAAUGAGACGGAGGAGCUGGAACGGAACAGAGAGAGUAUCAUUUAACACGGGAGCGUGCUGCCCCAUCAGGCGAUCGGAGCAGCAGCAGCUAUACAGCAGCAGGAGGAUCGCAGGGAUCGGGAGAGGAAGGAUGAAGGGCGACCAAUCGAGAGGGAAGCGGGAAACGAGUCCUAUGCCAAAUACUUCUCGCUUUAGAGAUCCACUCAGACAGAGAGAGAGAUAGAGAGGGGAGGACAGGGCGCCAGAUAAGCCCAAUCCCCAAGAUGUGCAAUUAAUGUCUCUUAUGAUUAUGAUCAUAACGCCACACCAAGAGUAAAAAAAAUAAAGCCGAAAAUGGCACUGCCAAAGAAAAUUGUCUGUACAUAGGAAUGAUGGAAGUUCAGAUCAAAAAAUAAGCAAAACGAUUGUAAUUGGUUUAGCUAUGCACGAUGGAUCGGAAAGCUUUAAUAGAUUAUCCGAGAGAGAUCUUUUUUCAGAACCCCUACAAACUUGUUACCCAACACCUAUACACCUAUACACACUUUUUCCAUACUAAGCUCAGAAAUAGAUUGAGAUUUACAUAGAUAUAUCAUUAGGCCUAGACGCUCUUCGCUCCUUUUACUGGCAACUAAGCCAAAUCGAAACGGGUAUUCGAAUUCCCAUUGUAAAUAACUUCGCUCUAGGAACUCAAUUAGCAUUAUGAUCAAUGAUCAAUGACAUAAGAAUCGAUCAUCUGAAUAAAUAACUAAAGAUUACUUUAAACUCAUGAGUGUAACAAAUGAAUCCGUAUAUCUAUUGUAAUAUUUGCUAACUGUAAUUUGAAAAAUUAAAUUUACUAGAUGUGUAUAUGGGAAACGAUUUACUUUACAACUGAAAAUAAUGCAUAAACAAUUUAUGGACAACUAAGUGAAUAUUUGCAAAAUAUUUGUACUAUUGGAAAAGAACUGCCAGAGCAUACACCACACACUCGAAAAACUAUAUUAAUAAUAAUAAUAAUAACAAUAAACAACAAAAGAGAAACUUAAAAGAAAGCGCUAUAGACAUUUAACAAUUGAUAAAACCAAUAUUAAUGGGUAAAUAUGUCAAAAAGAAAACACUUUUAAUGCAAUAUUAAAUUGUACUACUGUCGUAUAUAGCAUCUACAUUAUACAUGAUCUAAAUUAAACUUGAUAUGGUAACAAUUUAAAGGUCUAAAUGUAUUUAACUUUAGUUAGUUGCCCCAAGAGCCAAACCAAUGCUGAAGAUUGUAGUUGAGAAAAACCCAAGAUUAAGUUAGGCAAGAAGGUUCUGUAGCAGAACACAGAACGCAGUUCGAGAAUCCCCAUAAUAUGGGGGCUGCGAUAAUAAAUUAUAAUAAUAAUUAAUUUAGCUGUAACUCUAGUUAUACCUAGUUAUACCAUUAGAUGUGUACCAGAGAAGACCAAAAAAAAAAAAAGAUCGAAUCUCGAUCGAAUAUGAAAAUUGUUCAGUGUCAGCUCCCGGAAUAUUGAAAAAAGGCAAACUGAGUUGAUAAUGAAACCUAAUAAUUAUAUAGCUAACUCGAUUAAGAACCUCAAAUUUACAGAAUCAAGAAUGAGCUGGCGUUUGAGCCAGGAUACGUUUGAGUAUCUGCCGAGAAAACGGAAACUGGAACGAAUCUCAUUUCAUGCCAACGAUGAUAGGCCAAAAAAGCUUAAACAAAUUUAAGCUCAAAUUUUGUUACCAUUUUUCUUAGAUUUUUGUCAAUGAGCUAAUGUUAUUUUCUAUUUUCUAGAGAACAAAUAGAUGAAGAAUUCUUUUUCAUAUUUUUCAACCUAAUUACUUUUCGGAAUAUCAUAUAAUGGAUUUAAAAUUAAUUAAUAAUUACAAUAAACAUUAAAUGGGGUUUCAUCUAAGACAAAAGCUUAUACCAAACUAAGAAAAGUGUUAAACGAAAGCUAACGAAAACUUGUAAAAGUCAAUCGUAGUUUUUGAUUCCUUAGUUAGCCAAUUAUUGCCAAAGUUAAAGUUGAAUAAUAUAACUUAAUUGUAUUACAUUUUUAUGGCUUUUUAGCACGCUUAUCACGGGGCAAAGGCUCCGGCCCUUGUUAGAAUUAUUCAUUCUUAUUUCUUCAAUGUUUUUCGUUAGAGCGCGUAUAUAGACAUAUAUCUAUUUGUUAUUGAACGUAAGAUACAAGGAACUACAUCGAUUCGGUUGUGUUGUUGUCGCCAGGUGCAGGUGGUGAAAUUCCAGGAAGCUGGCGAGUUUAAAUGGCUUACAUAAUUUACUUAUUAAAUUAUUUGGUGCAUGAGAUCUAUGAAACAAAGAAAAGAAAUGAAAAGAAAGCAAAAGAAGAACAUUCAUAGCUUUAUUUUGACUAUAUUUAAUUAAUUAAUUUAUAAGAACUAAAUUGAAUAAAUUAAUUCAGCAUUGACUUCAUAGCAAAAACACACAGAGAAAACAGCAUAGUUCUCAGAUCAUCGGGCAAGAAAAGGCAUUUUUUAAUCGGUCACUAUAAAUCAGAUCAGAUCAGACAAGACCCCGAUUUGCAGCAGGUAAAUCGAGCUUAUCGUGCGAUAGUUUCAAAGCCGUUUACAUUGCUAAACCACUCUGGAAAAUCUGAAAAGGGUAAAAGCAAACACAAAAC